CUACAACUUAAUCGAAUUUGCGGUAAUCCUGUAAAAGACUAAUACGCGAAGACCCACAAGGGCCCAUGCAGUAUAAAAAGGCAAAGAGCGCGCCUCAACAGAUAUUGAUCGAACGAAAUUCGAACGGCUAAUUUUAGUAGGUACGCGGCGGUCCAUCAAGGGAUGCUGGAGGAGGAAAUCAAUACACGCGCGACGUUUUAAGGGACGCCUCUCGCGCUCGCGUUGCGAAUAUGAGGGUGAAAAUACUUAAAUAAACAAUGAAAUUUAAUGGGUCAUUUCAAGGGGAGAGUUUACUUCAUUUUGUGGUACUCCAGCAUAUUGGCAGGUUACGCCGGCCUCUUCUGCCCGUUGCUCCCAAUUUUGCUGAUCUCGAAUAAGCUCUAUCGGUAUCUGACCGACGUUCUCUUCACCUUUUGGCAGUCGUACCCGACGGUACUUUUGGAGGUGCUAUGCGGUUGCGACGUGCAAAUCUUAGGCGAUCCCAUAAAGGCCAACGAGACAUCGUUGCUGAUCAUGAACCACCGGACGCGGACCGACUGGAAUUUCCUCUGGCCCGCCGUGUUUCACUCGACUCACGGUUUCAGUAGGUACAAGUAUCCGACAAAGUUCGUGCUCAAGGACAUUAUACGGCACAUCCCCGGCAUCGGGUGGGUAAUGCAGCUCGCCUGCUUUCUCUACAUAAAACGAAGCUGGAGCUUGGACCGCGCGAAGAUCGACGAGUACAUCAACUACUUCUGCGAGAUCUGCUACAAAUACACCCUGCUGAUAUUUCCCGAGGGAACCGACUUCACGGAGACGACCAAGGAAAACAGCAACCGAUACGCGAAGAAGCACGACCUGCAGCGGUACGAAUACGUACUCCACCCGCGCACCACCGGUUUCGUCUACCUAGCCGAGAAGCUCCUGGAGAACAACGCGUUGGACGCCCUCUACGAUCUCACCCUAGUCUACCCGGACACGGUUCCGCAAACCGAAAGGAUCAUGUUUAACGACGGCAAAUUUCCUCAGCAAGUGAAGAUACACUUCACGAGGUACCCCGCGUCGGUUCUGCCGAAAACCUCCGACGACCUGAGGAUCUUUCUCGAGAGGCGGUGGCUCGAAAAGGAGCGCGUGCUGCACGAGUUUCACGUCACCGGUCACUUUCUGCACGGCGAGAUACUCAAACGGACCGAUCUCACCUACCUUUACGCGUCGUUCGUAUUCUGGACCCUGUUGCCUUACGUCGUUUUAUACUGUUUAUACGAGUACCUCUACUUUAGAUACCUCGUCGUCGGUCACACCGUUCUCAUGCUCAUCCUGAAUUGCACCACCGACGGAUUUCCCGAAGUCGAAAUCGUCGUCUACAAAUUGAAGAAGAAACUAUUUUCGACCCCGUUUUAAGUUGAAUUAUAAUUAAUGUACUUUUUUCCGUAGAUUUCUGACGUGAAUUCAACGUGCCAAAAUAAGUGUGUAAAUGUAAUAUAUUUAAAUAAUUAAGAAAUAAAUAAUAAUAAGCAUCAUAACCUCAAAA
Molecule: messenger RNA, 1510 nt
Organism: Photinus pyralis (common eastern firefly)
Lineage: Eukaryota; Metazoa; Arthropoda; Insecta; Coleoptera; Lampyridae
Product: lysocardiolipin acyltransferase 1-like
Exons: 5
Coding region: 268-1380 (370 amino acids)
Cellular component (GO): endomembrane system
Molecular function (GO): acyltransferase activity
Source: RefSeq, a predicted model, not a curated record